Molecule: messenger RNA, 3496 nt
Organism: Rana temporaria (common frog)
Lineage: Eukaryota; Metazoa; Chordata; Amphibia; Anura; Ranidae
Gene: RMND5A
Product: required for meiotic nuclear division 5 homolog A
Exons: 9
Coding region: 455-1630 (391 amino acids)
Biological process (GO): proteasome-mediated ubiquitin-dependent protein catabolic process
Cellular component (GO): GID complex; nucleus; cytoplasm
Molecular function (GO): protein binding; ubiquitin protein ligase activity
Source: RefSeq, a predicted model, not a curated record
AUCAUGGGGGUUAGCGGUGGCUACGUCAGGACGUGGAAUGUUCCAUUAUUCGUUCUUUGACACAGGGGGUUCCUCUGUGCGCGGCUGUCAAAUCUUUCACCCAUUACAAACUAAAGAGUUCACUCUAGAACAUAUUCGAGAUGGCUACGUUCUAAAUAAACAGUAAUAGGCCGGAGAUACGUGUGUGAGGGGAUACAUUUAGUGAAGACGUGCUGAUUGCUGAAAGGCUCCCCCCCUAUGAGGCACAAUGUCGUGGUCCCGGUAAAACAGGUCAAUGUUGAUCUCCGUUAAAAACAAAAACAAGCGCCGGUGAAAGAAGAGCGGAGCCGGUGGGGCCUCGCCUGUUGCUGAGGGAGAAAUAGACGGCUGCACAGUGUUGCCUGUCCGGGUUGUGUUGGCGGGUCUCGGGCCGGCCGUGUGUGAGGAAGAGGAGGCCGCUCCUUCCUCCGGGGACAUGGAGCAAUGUGUGACGGUGGAGCGGGAGCUGGACAAGGUGCUGCAGAAGUUCUCCGGCUAUGGACAGCACUGCGAGCGGAGCCUGGAGGAGCUCAUCGACUACACGGGCGGCCUCCGGAGGGAGAUCAUGCAGGCCUCGGACCAAGAUGGUGAAUUAUCAGGGACGUUAUCGCUGGUGUUGACACAGUGUUGUAAGAGGAUAAAGGACACUGUGCAGAAGCUGGCCUCUGACCACAAAGACAUCCACAGCAGUGUGUCCAGGGUGGGGAAGGCCAUUGAUAAGAAUUUUGAUGCGGACAUCAGCAGUGUGGGCAUUGAUGGCUGCUGGCAGGCCGACAGUCAGCGUAUCCUCAACGAAGUAAUGGUGGAGCACUUCUUCAGGCAAGGAAUGUUGGAUGUGGCUGAAGAACUAUGUCAGGAAGCCGGUCUCUCUAUAGAUGCAAGCCAAAAAGAGCCAUUUGUGGAACUUAACCGAAUAUUGGAAGCACUGAAAGUUCGAGUUCUCCGACCAGCCUUGGAGUGGGCAGUGUCAAACAGGGAAAUGCUAAUGGCUCAGAACAGUUCAUUGGAGUUCAAGCUACACAGGUUAUACUUUAUUAGUUUAUUGAUGGGUGGAGCAGCCAACCAGGCGGAGGCGCUGCAGUAUGCCAAAAAUUUCCAGCCCUUUGCUUUAAAUCACCAGAAAGACAUUCAGGUCCUUAUGGGAAGCUUGGUGUAUCUGCGGCAGGGUAUUGAGAACUCGCCUUAUGUUCAUCUUUUGGAUGCCAACCAGUGGGCAGACAUCUGUGACAUCUUCACCCGAGAUGCCUGUGCCCUGCUGGGUCUCUCUGUAGAAUCUCCUCUCAGUGUUAGCUUCUCUGCUGGUUGUGUGGCUCUUCCAGCCUUAAUUAACAUAAAAGCAGUAAUUGAACAACGGCAGUGCACAGGAGUGUGGAACCAGAAGGAUGAAUUGCCAAUUGAAGUGGACCUUGGGAAGAAGUGCUGGUACCAUUCUAUAUUUGCCUGUCCAAUCCUUCGUCAGCAAACCACAGAAAAUAAUCCUCCUAUGAAACUUGUUUGUGGACACAUAAUAUCCAGAGAUGCUCUAAAUAAAAUGUUUAAUGGUAGCAAAUUAAAAUGCCCGUAUUGCCCGAUGGAGCAGAGUCCAGGAGAUGCUAAGCAGAUCUACUUCUGAGAACAGGGACUGGUUCCUAUAGUGCUGGAUGGCCUCAUGGGUUUUUUUUCCUUUUUAAUAUGUGCAUUUGAGAAAAGACGGGAAGAUAAAAUUAUUCCCAUGUUCCUGAAGAAUGCAGAAAACCAAGAUCCUCCUGAAAGCCAAUGCCACCAAGACACUACUGAGAUGUAAAAUCCUGACAAUAAAAUAUCUCGAACAAACCAGGAAUCUUCCUGUCCCUUUGGUCUCCAUACCUGACCAGUCGCCAGUACUGGUCAAGUCAUGCAGGUUUUUGUACUUGCUAAGCAAAAGAUGAUGUAAACUUUUUUAUUUAUUAUUAUUUUUUGUUCACAAAAUACUCUUGAUCCUCCUCCAUUCUUAGAAAGGUUGUUUAGGUACAACAUCACCGUUCUCUUGGUAUGCUGCAGAGAACUUAUUUUUUGGUCUGAUUUGUGCAUUUAGCUCAAGCAAUGGUCAUCUUAAGACCGCUUCAUCCAGACUGUCUGAUAUGCUCACGUAGAAGGCAUACCUGUCUUAAGCCGGCCGUAGACGGUUUGAAUCUUGACCGGUUCAGCAGAGUUUGGAAGCAUGUAUGGGCAGGCUGAAUUGUACCUAAGUUGAUCAAUCAACUUGGGUACAACCAGCAUGUCGGAUUUUGCAUUCGAUUGUUGCCAGCAGCAAUCGAUGUGUUCUCUCGACAGCAACACCUCCCCCGCCUGAACAAAAUGGCUCUGUGGGAGGGAUUCCUCCAUCAAUGGCUGGCUUUACUGGAGAAAGCGAUGAGAAAAAGCAUAAUUCAUGUUCUUCAAAUAAGCUGAAGACGGGUGCUGUCUGCUCUUCCUUACUGCAUUCAAUUGAACAUGUAGGCAUAUAUGUUUAUAGAUCAGCCAGUGGGACUGCAUCUGGCAGGAGUCAGAUAGUGCCUGCAAUUUCAUCUGACCUUGUGUCUAUGCCUAACGUUACAUUUUUAGAGCUUGUUUUUCACGGUUUACAUUGUUGUCCAUACACGUUGGGUCACUGGGUGGACAUACUGUUAGCCUUGCCAAUGGCGUAUUUUAACAAUUAUAUUGUGUUGUAACACAUUCACAAUGAGAGGUGAAAGAGACUGCAAACAGACAAGGGGUCAUUUGCAUUGGCACUCAGCACCAUACAGCCUGAAAAUACAUGUAUUUUUCUGUACUAGUGAUGAGGUGUGUCCAGGCAGGCCCUAUAAGUGAAUAUAUGUGCAUCAGCUGUAGGGACUCCACCGCACAGCUGAAUCUGACAGGUGCCCAGACCUGAAUACAGAGCCUGAGCCUGGUCUAUGCCCCAGUCCCUGCGUACCAGUCAAACUUGGCUGUGCAAGUGAGUUUGUAUAGCCAAUGCGAGUCCCUUAAUAUUAUAUUGACUGUCUACGCUAGUACAGAAAAAUAAGCGACUCUUCAGGCUGUUUGGGGCUGAGUGCCCGUGUGAUCGAUUCCUACGUUAACUGAGUGAUGCAAAAGGUAGUAAGUAGCAUGAGAGAUACACUCUGAUCAGAUUACAUGCACACUGUUUAUUCUGUGUGUGAUUAUUUAGGUCCCCUUCAGAGGACUGCAUUAUCUUUUAAAAGGUUUGAUAAAAUAAUUGUAUAUUUCUGCCAGACCCCUGUAUACUUUCUAUUCCCUCCUGGUCUGGUCCCAUUUGUUGCCAGAUAAAAUGACAAGUUGAACUUUUUAUUGUUCAGCCAUUCAAACCCCUUUAUAUUUUUUUCCCUUGUUCUCUAAUUGUCAUUAUAGAACUACGGUAUGUUGUGAAUUCUAUUCCCUUGUAUGUUGUAUAUAACUAAACAAUACUACAGAGGUGUCUGGUAAAGGCCAUAGCCAAUAGAAAGUUUAACCUGUAUUUUUUUGCUGAGGAAAAAAAAAA